This is a messenger RNA of Aspergillus saccharolyticus JOP 1030-1, 2625 nucleotides long. RefSeq names its product putative chromatin remodeling complex subunit (Arp8). The record is from RefSeq and is a predicted model, not a curated record. Gene Ontology annotation, cellular component: Ino80 complex. Gene Ontology annotation, biological process: double-strand break repair; regulation of DNA-templated transcription. The transcript has 4 exons. NCBI's taxonomy places the organism in Eukaryota, Fungi, Ascomycota, Eurotiomycetes, Eurotiales, Aspergillaceae. Bases 345 to 2504 code for a protein of 719 amino acids.
UGCGGACUCCUGCCGAUCGGGCUGGCCCGAGCUCAAUCAAUAAUAUGGGAUUGAAUGGAGAGGGUUGGAGUUCAGUGAGGUGGUGAGUGUGUAUCGUUCCGAUCCUUGGUUAGUACGCCGCGGUCUAUAACUCCCUCAUCCUUCAAUUCCCUCACAACCUCCCUUUUUUUCCUUCCUUACGGACUCCACGCUUGUCGCACCCCGUGCAUCUUCGUCAGAGCAAAGUUGUAAUAACGCACAUGGGUUCCACAUAGACCCGAUCGUCCCUGUUCAGCCUUCUUUAGAACAAGAUCUCCGUCGUUUGACCUACGUCGCAUUCCCGACUACAUAGGUAACUUUACAACAUGGUGGGCAAGAAGUCGGGCAAGGCUCUCCUCCGGGACGAGGGCCUGGAAAGAACCGACAAUAACAUGGAAUUGUCGAGCUGGCCGCAAAUACCUCCCAUCAAUCAGAAAAACUAUUAUACUGAUUAUCUCAAGCGCGAUGAUCAGUAUCUGGCUUUUCGGCUGCAGAAUGAGGAGGCGCGAAAUCGAAUGGCUAAGACCGCCAAGGACCGGGAUCGCGCGCUGGCUAUGGCCAAGGCGAAUGACCUAGGAUUACCCGAAGCAGAGGCAGAGGGCGAUGGCGACACGAACUUGGAGGACGCUGAGGAGACGACUGCCGAAAUGGCAGGCUCGAAAGUGAUUGUGGUCCACGUCGGAAGCCAGAACCUACGCAUUGGCUUAGCCAGCGAUGCUUUGCCGAAGACUAUACCCAUGGUGAUUGCGCGAAAGUCACCUACUAACGAGGCUGAAGAUAACGAAGAGCCAUGCCCGAAACGACUGAAGAUGGAUGACGGGUCGGACAUGGAGCCGGAAAAGAUGUUCGGUCCUGAGUUCGCUUCUCAGUACACAACAAUGGCGGCAGAACUCAAAGCACAUAUGCGACAAAACAAGCGGCGGACGCUGCCAAACUCGAAAGAAAUGGUCAUUAACUACAAUCGGAGGACUGUCCCUGAAACCAUUUCAGAGCACAAUGAUCCCAUGCGGGUUGAGUGGACUGAGCUCUCAGACCCUGCUCCCGAAUACAUUGUGGGGCAAGCAGCUUUGAGGAUACCUGAUGCUUCCAGGCCUCGGUACAAAUUAUACUGGCCAAUGAAACACGGCUGGUGCAACGAGAAAGACUACGAUAACAAAAGGCUCUUGUUCCUGGACAUCUCGCUGAUACUUGAAGAUGCGAUUAAAUCGCAACUAGGGCUCACGAGCAAGAAGGACUGGCCGCAAUAUUCAUGUGUCUUCGUCAUCCCAGACCUCUACGAGAAGUCAUACGUCACCCAAGUCUUGGAACUACUGAUGCGAGAGUUCGCUUUUGCUCGUGUCUGCUUCAUUCAAGAGAGUUUGGCGGCCACAUUUGGCGCAGGCUUCACAUCUGCCUGCGUGGUUGACAUCGGUGCCCAAAAAACAUCGAUUUGUUGCGUGGAAGAAGGGAUGUGCAUCGAGAACUCGCGGGUGAACUUGAAGUAUGGUGGUUUCGAUAUCACCGAGACAUUUGUCAAGAUGAUGCUUUACGACCACUUUCCAUAUGCCGAAAUCAACCUUUGGCACCGUUAUGACUUUCUGUUGGCAGAAGAACUAAAAAAGAACGUCUGUACGAUGAAUGAGGCAAGUGUAUCAGUGCAGGUCUACGACUUCCAUCUGCGGGUAGCUGGUCAGGAUACUCGGAAGUACACAUUCAAAGCUUACGAUGAGAUUCACCUUGCGCCCAUGGGCUACUUCCGGCCUUCCAUAUUCAACCAUGAUGAGAAGCUUAAGGGAAGGCGGAAGCUCAUUGCUCGCUCCGUUGAUAUUUACGAUGGGCAGCCCAAUGACCCAACAUCGGCAGCCCAGUCUGAAAUCUUGACUGCUAUUGCGCCUCCUCUCAACAACGGUCAGGUGAAUGGCGAUCUUCAACCAAACACCUUGGAGGUGCAGGCUACACCGAGUCGAUCUCAACAAGUAAACGCUCUUAGCCGUGUACAGGAAUUGGAUUCUACUCCCCGAUCCUCGGUCGCCGGAUCCCCGGCACCGGAGACACUGGGUACACCCCAUCCCGGCGCAGCUACGCCUGUGCCUGCUGGCCAGGCUCCAAGCGCAUUGCCCCGCGCACCUACUGUUGAGGAACGCGAUGACGUUUUACCAAGCUUUCCGCUAGACAUGGCAAUCCUAACUUCUAUUGCGCAUGCGGCUCGUUCGGACGAACGUAAGAUGCGGGACUUUCUCGGCGGUAUUAUGGUGGUGGGAGGCGGAAGUUUGAUUAAUGGCUUUCACUCAUAUCUUGAAGAGCGUCUUCAAAACCUUAGACCAGGUUUCGCUAAAGAAAUCAUGAUUGGCACACCUCCCCGCGAUCUUGAUCCGCAGGUUGUCGUCUGGAAGGGCGCAAGUGUCUUUGGUAAACUGAGUGGAACCAACGACAGUUGGAUUGGGCAGCUAGAAUAUGACCGCCUGGGACAUAGGUUGAUGGCGUAUAAGUGUAUGUGGUCCUACUAAUUUUCGCAUGAUGCUCCAAUGCAUUUUUGGCAUUUCCCAAGUUUCUUGAAGAAUGGUCGGUGUUUGCAGGAUGGGAAUAGGGAUUACUUUUACUCUGUUAUAGUCUUGGUUGACACGCAAU